AUGACAGAGUUUAUAGAGCUUAGUCUCUCGCAGACGGAGCGCGGCUCUGUGGACAGAAAGGGCCAUAGACGGUCGAAGAACGGGUGCAUGACGUGCAAGAUCCGCAAGAAACGGUGCGACGAACAAAGACCCAGCUGUGGGGCGUGCAUCCGGCUCAAGAAGGAGUGCAAGUACGUGAGCGAGGAGAUGACGAAGGAGGAGGUGCAGCGGCUGCGGCGGGAGUGCAAGAUCUUGGAAGCCGAGCGCAAAUGUCGCCGUCGCAAGCCGCAGCAGCCUAGACCCAAGACGGAGCCUGUGGGCGAGCCCCUGGGCGGGAACAAGGUCGUUUUCAACCCGCUGUCGGAGAUGAGCACCGUUUCCGGCCCGCACGCGGCGGCAGUUUCUGUGUGGAACGCAUUUGACGGCAUGGAGCAGCUGGAGAUAAAGCAAAGUGCCGAGCCGGGCCAGUUGGUGAGCAUGCAGCUCAGUCCGUCCUCGUUUGCGGCGAAUUUCUCACCGAAUUUCGCCAAGUUCCUGAACGAGCUGCCCCUGGACGAGGGCCGACGGCCGUCUGCUUCCGGGGACAUGACGCCGCUGCAGCUGGAGACCCCGCCCUCCCGUGGGCAAGCAGCUGUACGAGUACUACCGCGACAACCUGUGUCACGUGGUGUCGGUGGUGCGCAAGAACGAGAACAUGUACCUGCGCACGUUUCUGCCCAUGGCACACAUGGACAAGAGCGUGCUGUACGGGAUUCUGGCCUGGAGCGCGUUCCAUCUGGGCGGCAGCAGGAUGGAGCAACAGGGCCAGUACUACAUCAACCGGGCGAUCGAGGUGAUUGGAGAGCGGCCGCUGCUGCCGAAUGA
Molecule: messenger RNA, 843 nt
Organism: Ogataea haglerorum
Lineage: Eukaryota; Fungi; Ascomycota; Pichiomycetes; Pichiales; Pichiaceae
Exons: 2
Coding region: 1-843 (280 amino acids)
Biological process (GO): regulation of transcription by RNA polymerase II
Molecular function (GO): DNA-binding transcription factor activity, RNA polymerase II-specific; zinc ion binding
Source: RefSeq, a predicted model, not a curated record